Molecule: messenger RNA, 944 nt
Organism: Cuscuta campestris
Lineage: Eukaryota; Viridiplantae; Streptophyta; Magnoliopsida; Solanales; Convolvulaceae
Source: the annotation of a GenBank genome assembly
AAGCGCCUUCUACUCUACAUCCUCACCCGGAUUCUUCGCCCCCGGGACGGCAGCCACACGUGUCUCUUCAACGAGGAUCUCAAGGCCGUUCAUGCAAUCACCCAUGGCGCUUCAAUCAAUUGGGCGAAAUACGUCAUGAUCCACAUGGCGGAUUGCGCCUCAAUCGCCACCGAAAGGAGCUUGCCAUACGCCUUCCUCGUCAUGGACCUCAUCGUCUCCGCCGACAUCCACAUCGCCGGGCCAAGCACGAAGAUGACGAAGAUUUGGAUCAUCCAAGAUAGCACCUUCUGGAAGAAGUCCGGUGACGGAACCGGCGCUGGACCGAGUCGUGCCCCUGCCCCCGCUCCCGCCAAGGCGUCCUUACAGUCCAUAGCCGAUACUCUGAAUCGGCUAACCCUCACAGUGGAUGGCAUGGGGCAGUCAAUCGAGCGGAUGGAUUGGACGCUGCAACGUCAACACCAUGACAUGACGGCGUACUUCCGGGGCAUCAACUACGUCCCACCGCCCUUUGACAGCACCAUUAAAUUACUGCCACCACCAGGAUUGAAGGUUACUAAUAAUGUCCUUGGUGAUGUCCUCGACCCUGCAUUUGUUAUUCCCAAAGUUAACUGCUGCAUAAUGCUUCCAGAUGUUCGAGCCGAUGAUGCAUGGUGCUAUCCUUUUAAGGUUCCCUCUAAGCGUGUGAUUGUUGCCUCGCAAGUUCCAUUCGAGGAGAUGUUGCUUGAAGGAGAUGUUAUCUUUGAGAAUUGGCUCAUCUAAAAGGUAAGCAAACUUGCUCCAAAUAUUUCUGAUUUUUGGGCAUUGAAGGAGGCAGUGGUUCAAAGAUCCCUCAUGAUUUAGGCAGAAAGGGCAUAUGGAAGGGUAGCUGUAAGAGAACCUAGUCAGGUUUUCUGGCCAAGGGAGUGAUCUAUAAUUUGUUUUCCAGAUAAAGAGCCUGACUUUAG